This is a messenger RNA of Eleginops maclovinus (Patagonian blennie), 4456 nucleotides long. RefSeq names its product failed axon connections homolog, metaxin like GST domain containing b (gene faxcb). NCBI's taxonomy places the organism in Eukaryota, Metazoa, Chordata, Actinopteri, Perciformes, Eleginopidae. Bases 183 to 1430 code for a protein of 415 amino acids. The transcript is spliced from 6 exons. Gene Ontology annotation, cellular component: cytoplasm. The record is from RefSeq and is a predicted model, not a curated record.
CGGUCUGGGUGCGGAGCAUCAUCCUAGGGGAGGGCGAGCCGACAUGUUUACUCCUCCUAAUAUUCUGGAGAACUAUUAACCACCGCCGUCAUGCCGUAGAAAACCCGCCGGGCGUUUGGAUGAAGCCUAACGGGGACCACAGCGUGGAGGAAGCGGGGUGGCUCUAACCGAGGGAGUGGAGGAUGUACUGGGCUGCUGGCUUCGCCUCUUCCCGGCCGUGUGUGGUUGAACUCGGGCGGAAUCACAGCCUGCCGCUCGGGCUGUGCGGCUUCGAGCAGCAGCAGUCCUUAUAUGGCUGUAUCAUUGCAUUCCCCUUACAGGACUACGGGGGCAUUAUGUCGGCUCUGGGCUCGGACUCCUGGUGGAAAAAGACCCUGUACAUUACCGGGGGGGCCCUGCUGGCUGCUGCAGCCUAUUUACUGCAUGAGCUGCUCGCCAUCAGGAAAGAGCAGGAGUUGGACUCUAAAGACGCCAUCAUCCUCCAUCAGUUCUCCAGGCCAAAGAACGGCGUUCCCAGCCUCUCACCCUUCUGCCUCAAAAUAGAGACAUACCUGCGCAUGGUGGACCUGCCCUACCAGAACUACUUUGAUGGGAAGCUGUCUCCGCAGGGUAAGAUGCCGUGGAUCGAGUACAACCACCAGCAGGCGUCAGGCUCAGAGUUCAUCGUGGACUUCCUGGAGGAGAUGCUGGGAGUCAACCUCAACGUAAACCUCACCCCUGAGGAGAGAGCCGUGUCUCGAGCUGUGACCAAAAUGGUGGAGGAACACCUGUACUGGACGAUAGCCUACUGUCAGUGGGUGGACAACAUAGAGGAAACGCAGAAGCUUCUGGCGAUGACCGGCCCCCUGAGCGACACUCUGAAGUGGCUGCUGAGCCACAUGAACGGCAGCAUGGUGCGUAGGGAGAUGUACGGCCAUGGCAUCGGACGCUUCUCUAAGGAGGAGGUCUACGUGCUGAUGGAGAAGGACAUGAGGACUCUGGCCACACUGUUAGGAGAUAAAAAAUACUUCAUGGGUUCUAAGAUGUCCACAUUAGAUGCUACAGUGUUUGGGCAUCUAGCCCAGGCUAUGUGGACUCUUCCUGGGACACGACCAGAGCAACUCAUCAAAGGCGAGUUGAUCAACCUGGCCAUGUUUUGCGAGCGGAUGCGGAGGAAGUUCUGGCCCGAGUGGUUUGUGGAGGUGGAGGAUUUCUAUUUUCAAGGAGAGAGUGAGAGCAGCGGCGGUGGCUCCCCUACAGGCCUGCUGGACUUUGGCCUCUUCUCCAGGACUAACACUCUUGACGACAGCGACGCCAGCAGCCACUCAGACGGACCCUCACACACGCAUUCGCCCAAAUCCGACCACUCACUCUUUGACUCAGACGUGGGCACGGGAUCUGAAAAUGACAUUCAGCUUAAGGAAGAGCUAAUUCCCGACCUUGAGGUUUGACCUGAGGGCGGUCGUGAUUUGCUGACAGGAUACGAGGAUUGCGUUGGUUAGUUUUAAAAAUCUUGACAGGUUGCCAGACUCUCACGGCUGAAGAAAUUACUCUUCAACCUCUAAUACCCAAAAUAAUGUACCUUCCUGAUGGACCCCCUGGGUAUUAAUAUGCAGUGCAUACAAACUGAACCCCAUAACACUAAUAAUGUAUGCUUUGUCCCUUCCUAUAACAUCAGAACUGUCCCCGUGGUAGUUCCUCUUUGCCUUAUUUGUCUCAUCCUAAGACGCAUAAGCUGGUUUGAACACAGAGGAAAUGUCUCAUCUAGUGAAAAGUGCGACGUCGACCGAGGAGCAGUGCAUUCCUGACAGGUGGCACCUCACUUGCUUUGAAACGAUGCAACUAAUCACCACUCCGCCACGUGUCCUAACGCACAAACCCAUUGAAACAGGUGGAGAUCGAUCAUGAUGCUGAAAGGAACAGCUGCCGUUAACCAUCUGUGUGCUGGAGAGGAAACACAGAUGAGUCCGUGCUGUAUAUUGAUCCUUGUGUCUUUCCCUUUGUGCUACUGUAUGUGGGAAGAAAACAUGAUCCCCAUCAAACCACAACCUUAGUACCUUAGUAGUAGUCCGAUGGAAUAGAAACAAGAAUGAAAAAGAAGCAGUUUUGUGCCUGUUUGAUUUAAUGGGUAUUAUCCUUAUUUCUCUGAUUUAGUUAUUAUUAGCUUGCAUUUUUAUGUUUGAGGAAAUCCGAUUAGUGAUUUUAAAUUAUGUUUGAAUUCAGUAAAAUGCUGUAGUUGGUAUAUUUCAUCACUAGAUGGAGUCAGUAGUCAGCCUGUGUUUAUUCUGGAACAACAAGGUCAUUCCACCCUGCAAAUAACACAGCAAAAAUUCCUCCUACAGCCCAAAACUUUAAUAUUUCACUUAUAAUCCCUGUAAGCCUGCAGGUUAAAUAUGUAUGCAUACUUACAAAUCAGCCUUAGUUCUUUCAGACUUAAGAAAUGUGGGACUAUAGUGUGCAGCAGUUUUUUCUUGUGAUAUAAUUUGUUAUCAGUGCCACUUUAUUAUUAUUUCUAUAUGAUCCAAUGUGUCAAAUAUAUAUAUUUUUUGUUAAACUUUGUUUUCUUAUUGCUCUCAAAGAGAGACUUUAUUUUGCACUAGUGGAAAUUUAUUUUCACCUUAUUUUAAUGGAUCAAUCUGUGGAGGUAGGCAGACCGUGUAAGACAAUUGAAUGGGAAAUGUGUAUAACAGCCGUACAGGACGCUGGGUGUCUGGAUCAUGAUUGUGUAAGUGAGCUUACUGUGUGUGAAUGUCAGGUGAUAAAGUCUACGCCGAGACAGUCAGAAUACCAAAUCAACAGAACUGAACGUUGCUAGUCUAAAAACGAGCAAAAAGUGGGUAUUUAAUGGACCAAAAUGUCUCUGGAAGCGUUUGCUUUUGUCUGUAAAGUGCUCGUGAUGGCAAUAUGAUUGCUGUAAAAAGAAUGUGGUGCGUAUAGAGUAGAUGCAACUCAAGUUUAAAAGAGUCAAUUCACCCAAAUAACAAAAAAACAUCCUUACUUAAAGCAUUCAUGCCAUGCAGAUAGUUUUGUUUGCAUUUUUACACGUUUCAAGAUCUACUGUAUGUGUCUAUAGGAUUGCUGCCUCAACAAUCUUUAAAAGUACAGCCUGUACAAUUUAGUUGGUUAACUUUGCAACUAUUUUAUUUAUCAUUUAGGUACAUUUUCUGUGCAAAAAUUACAAAAAUGUUAUUCGCCUCUAAUUUGAGGAUUGAAUACUAUUUCCUUUUUUGUAAUUAAAAGGUGGAGUUGAGUAUUUAUGUUCCAACUCCAUUUUAUUUAGAUUAAACUGACAUUGAAUAGUUCCUAUUAUGCUUUUUGGAGGUUUCCCUUUCCUGUAAUAGUUUUUGUGAUUAAAUGAUCUUCAAAGGCUAAAAUCUUAAAGUUACCUCCCAAACACUGCCCCCUGCCUGAAAAGCUAAAACAUAUUGAUGUCACUAUGUUACACUCGAGCUUCUAUUGGCUAACACUCCAGCACAUUUGUAUGUGAUUUGCUUAGGGGCGGGACAUCUCUAAGCGGUUGACCAAUCACAACAGAACAGCCAGCUAACCAAUCAGAACAGACUGGGCUCUGGUUUUAGACAGAAAUAGAAAAUAAAGAGCUUUUUGAACAUUAAAGCAUGGAAACAUGUCACAGUAGAGACACAAAGUACAAAUAUGAACCUGUAAAUGAGAAUUACAGGGCCCCCUUAAGUAACAGUUUCAAUGGAGGACCUUUACUUUCAGUUGAUUAUUUUCUCUGUGGUUUAUGUACUUAAACUGUAUUAUAAAAUCUGAGUACUUCCUACAUUACUGAUGACUAGUUAGUGGAGCAUUUAUCUGCAAAAAAGGGAGAUUCCUCAGGAGCUGGUGGAGGGCAAAAGCAAUAGCAAAGAAAUACAAGGAUAUAAAUAAUAUAUCAUCAGGUGGCAUUAGAAUGAAUGUUGCUCUGUGUCUGCUAGAUGUUACUGUUUGCUAACAAGUUCUUUAUGUGAAUUUCAGAAUAAGACUGUCUGCAUGGCUAACAACUUGGGAUAGUUUUUCUGCAGUUUGUGUGAACUGUGAAUGAAAAGCCUGGUAUAUACAGUAGAUAGGUGAGUUAGUGACGGAACACCAGAGAUGGAUAUUUGGAUUCCUUAGACAACGUUCUUCCAUCAGGUCGACCCAACCCCUCCGGACUGUGCGAUUUUCACUCGCCUCAUCCAGUUGGGUCAUCAUAUACAGUUGGACCACUUUAAUCAAGCCAUAUUAAAAGUAAAUGUCUUGUUAUUGGAUCAUGUCAUAGCAUUACUGCUGGGGUAAUGUAAAUAUUGUAUGUGUGAGAAAGUGUACCAUACUGUGUGUAGAGCUGACUGACUGAUCAAACUACCUAUGGCUGUGCAGUCAUGAAGGACAAGAGCGCCUGGGUGAUUUCAAUAAAGAAUAGCUGUGACAAUUUUAAACAAGAGUUUAAUUUGCAUUCUUAUUAUGUGUCUCGGGUUAAUAAAAUGUGUUGAUGUCA